AUGCAUGGUGUCGCGAGCCACCCGCGCGGCGUGGCCCUCGACGCCGCCGACUGCCUCGACCGCACCGCGCUCCACCACGCGGCCCGCGGCGGCCACCUGAGCGCGUGCGAGGCGCUGCUGGCCGACCCCGGCGCCGACGCGUCGCUGUGGGCCGAGGACUUCGAGGGGCUCACUGCGCUCCACUACGCGGCGAUCGGAGGCCACGCGCAGGUGUGCCGCCUGGUCGUCGAGCAUCCGAGCUUUCAGCGGGCCUUCGCCGAGGGAGCAGUGAACUGCGAGUGGCUCGAGCAGGCCCACGGGGCGGCGCACGACGUGAUACAGACUGCGCUGGACCAGGCGCGGCGGGCCAUGGAGGCGGAGGAAGCGGCUCAGAUACACGGCGAGAGGCGGUGGGCUUUCGAGGUCAACAGGCCGUUGGACAGGACGGAGGAGCAAGCAAAUCGGCUGGACCUUGUCAUGGAGCUCUUCCGGCUUCUGGGUUCGGGCGCCAGGCGCUUGGGUGCCGAGGAGCAACUGCACCUCGCCCAGCUGCUCGGCAUCCACACCACGGCCGUGCAGUGGCACGGGCUCGCGGAGCACGCAGCCGGGCACUGGUGGGACGAGCAUGGCUGGGAAGAGUCUCCAGGCCCGAGCUUCAGCCAGUUCGAGCGCUUCAUCGACGACGAGGACAGCCCCGGGCACUGCAGAGACGACGAGCUCCAGAGGAUCCUCGACCGCCUGCACGCGGAGGGUGCUGCGUCGACCACGCUGGUGCGGCCCGCCCUGCCGGGGGAGACACGGCUCUCGAAGCAGGACGGAGCCGCAGGUGGCGACGCGGUCGAGGCGGAGAGAUCCGGGUCGGAGCCGCUCGCGCCGAGGACCCCGGAGCGCGUCGACGACCCGGCCCUCUCGAUGGGCCCCUCCGCCGCAGAGGGGACGGUGCCCGCCAGGAGCCGCACCGCCGCACCGCCGACCCCCGAGGCGCGCGCCGGCAGCUCCGCGCCCAAGGCCAAGGCCAAGGCCAAGCCGCGCUCGCAGAGAGCCGCGCCGGGCCAGGCCGGAGCUCCCGAUGCCUCGGCGCCGCAGCCCGCCGCGGUGGCCCCCGAGCUGCAGCAGCCUGCGGGCAGGGCCGGCGCCCCCCCGCCAGGGCUCGCGCCGGCGCCGGGCGCAGCAGCGGCAGCGGAGCGGCCUCGGCCGAGCCGAGCGGCGCCAGACAGUUGCCGCCCAGGUCCCUGA
Molecule: messenger RNA, 1215 nt
Organism: Prorocentrum cordatum
Lineage: Eukaryota; Dinophyceae; Prorocentrales; Prorocentraceae
Source: the annotation of a GenBank genome assembly